Andrographis paniculata is the source of this 3219-nucleotide messenger RNA. RefSeq names its product leucine-rich repeat extensin-like protein 3. The coding region runs from base 82 to 2346 and encodes 754 amino acids. The transcript has a single exon. Gene Ontology annotation, molecular function: protein binding. The record is from RefSeq and is a predicted model, not a curated record. NCBI's taxonomy places the organism in Eukaryota, Viridiplantae, Streptophyta, Magnoliopsida, Lamiales, Acanthaceae.
ACAUACAACAAACAUAAAAACUCUUGCACCUGCCACUUUCCCUAUCCCCAUUUUAAUGUGUUGUUCUAAUCCCUAAUUGCAAUGACUCCCUCAGCCGCCACCCUCGCGCCGCCGCGGCGUCGCCGGAAUUUGUUGUUCGUUGCGGCUGUCGUCAUGGCUCUACUGGCAGCUCUGGUCCCCAAUGCUGCCGGAGACCACGACGAUGUUGACUUUCGCGACAUUGUCCAGGAUGCCCGGAAGUUGAACUUCGAGAAUCCCCGGCUCCGGCAGGCCUACAUUGCCCUGCAGGCCUGGAAACAGGCCAUACAUUCCGAUCCGUUCAAUUUUACAGCCAAUUGGAAGGGCGCGAAUGUCUGCGGCUACCGUGGGGUUUUUUGUUCCCCGGCGCUGUUUAAUUCUUCGAUUAGAGUGGUCUCCGGCAUUGACCUCAACCACGGCGACAUUGCCGGGUACCUGCCGGAUGAGCUGGGGCUGCUCACCGAUCUGGCGCUUUUUCAUGUUAAUUCCAACAGGUUCUGCGGCGUUGUUCCCCGGAGCUUCAGGAAAUUGAAGCUCCUGUUCGAGCUGGAUCUCAGCAACAAUCGAUUCGCCGGAGGGUUCCCCAAGGUUGUUCUGUCGUUGCCGGAGCUGAAGUUCUUGGACCUGAGGUUUAAUGAAUUUGAAGGUGGGGUGCCUGAUAAGGUUUUCGAUAAAGAUCUGGAUGCCCUGUUUUUGAACGAUAACAGAUUCCGGUUUGGGAUCCCGGAGAAUCUUGGAAAUUCGCCGGUGUCGGUUCUUGUUCUGGCGAACAACGAUCUGGGUGGGUGCAUUCCCGGCAGCAUCGGAAAAAUGGGGAAGACGCUGAACGAGCUGAUUCUGAUGAACGAUAACUUGACGGGAUGCUUGACGCCGCAGAUCGGGAUGCUGAAGGAGCUGACGGUGUUUGACGUCAGCUUCAAUAAUUUGCAGGGACCGUUGCCGGCGGAGAUCAGCCGGAUGGAGAGCCUGGAGCAGCUGAAUGUGGCUCAUAACCGCCUGACCGGAGAUGUGCCGGCGAGUGUGUGCCAGCUGCCGCGGCUGGAGAACUUUACUUACUCGUACAAUUACUUUACCGGUGAGGCGCCGCAGUGCGCCAGAUUCGGCGGCGGAAGGGCUUCCGAUGGGCGGCAGAAUUGCAUUCCGAAUAAGGGGAAUCAGAGGUCCGCCGGAGAGUGCUCGUCGGACGCUGCUAAGCCGUUCGACUGUAGGAAGUCGAAGUGUGGUGGUAGUGCGCCGAUUCCGGGGGGUCGGCGGGCGCCGGUGCCGAGCCCGCCGCCGCCGAGACGCAGUAGGCCUCCCAGGCCGAGUUUUAGGGUUACUCCGCCGCCGCCGCCUACGUCCAAGUCUUCGCCGAGUAGUAGAUCGCGGCCUCCGCCGCCACCUACUCAUAAAAUUUCUCCGGGACACCGCCUUCCGCCUCCACCGCCUCCGACACCUGAACUGGUGACUCCGCCGCCGCAUUAUGCUUCACCUCCACCACCUCAACACAAAUCAUCUCCGACGAUGCACCAUAGAUCGCCGCCGCCUCCUCCUCCACAUUCUCCGCCGCCACCAUCACCACCGCCUCCUUCGCCCUCGCCGCCGCCGCCUCCUCCACCUUCUCCACCUCCGCCUUCACCGCCGCCUCCAUCCCCCUCCCCGCCGCCACCUCCUCCACCUUCUCCGCCUCCGCCUUCACCACCUCCUCCUUCGCCGUCGCCUCCACCUCCUUCGCCACCCCCUCCCCCACCCUACGUGUACUCAUCUCCACCUCCGCCUCCGCCGUCUCCUCCACCGCCGUACGUGUACUCAUCAUCACCACCUCCUCCGCCAUCACCCUCCCCACCGCCACCAUACGUCUACUCAUCCCCUCCACCUCCUCCACCUUCACCCUCCCCUCCGCCACCAUAUGUCUACUCAUCCCCACCACCACCCUCACCCUCACCUCCGCCACCAUAUAUCUACUCAUCCCCACCCCCACCUUCACCCUCCCCGCCGCCGCCUUAUAUCUACUCAUCCCCACCCCCACCUUCACCCUCACCGCCGCCGCCUUACCACUACUCAUCCCCGCCACCGCCAUACACACAUCCAUCGCCAUCACAUCCCACAACAUCACCGCCACCACCCGAAUGCUCGCAUCCACCUCCACCACCCCCGCCACCGCCAACCACCGAAUGUCCGCCAUCCCCACCACCGUACAAACACACAUCCCCACCGCCUCCCACGCCAUCCCCACCGCCACCAUACAUAUACUCCUCACCCCCGCCGCCGCCUGAAAAAAUCCCACUGCCUCCAAUAAUCGGAGUUUCCUACGCAUCUCCACCGCCGCCGGUAAUUCCAUACUACUAAAAUCCCUAAAUCCUUUCCCCUCCCCCCACCCAUCUGUUUCCAAAAUCCCCAAAAAGAGAGCCUCAAGCCCACAUUCAAAUUGCUGUUCUUCCCAAGAUCUGAGGGCUCAUCUCAUCUCAACAUAUCCGCAUCAUUAGCAUAGACCAUUAGUUUCCUUUCCAAAUUCAUCUUCAAUUUUUUUCCGAGACAACAACAACAGGCACUAUCAUCACUUCAUCAAUCACUACUGCGCAUUGAAGAAAAUGGGUGGGGACAGAGCAUCAUUAGUUCAUUUAUAUACAAGAAGAGUUCGUUGUGCAUAACAAGUCUAAACUCAUUAAUAUUCUUUAGUCUGAAGCAUUUUCUUGAUUGUUUUUGAACAAGUGAGCUUUCCCUUGAUCUUGCUAUAUAUAUAUUGUCAAUGGAAUAAAUGUACGCCAUUUUCCACUUCUAUACAUGCGCUUUCUACUGGCUUUUCAUACUGCAGAUUCUGUAUUUUUUCCCUUAAAAGUUCUAUAUUUAUGACAUUGGUGCAUUCUUGAGAUCUUCUUUGCAACUCAAAACAAAACUAACUGAAAAAAUCUGUCCUCCAUUAUUGUUUGAGCAAUCCCUUCUAACAAAAUUGUUCAAUUCCUACUCAAGAUCACGCCAAAGAUCGUGCAAGAUACAAUCUUUAUUGCAACCAAGCACGAGUAUUUCAAGAAUCAUCGAUUAGAUCACACCAAAUCAGGCAAGGAAACAAUACCAAGAACACAAAUGUUGGAACUUAAAAGUCGAUAGGUAAAUGAAUAAGCUGUUCUCAGUACUUCCCAGGUAUAUAUAUAUAUAUAUAUACACACACGCACACAUACAAACUGACAAAAAAAAAAAAAAAAAAAAAAACAGAAGGAAGAA